Epinephelus moara (kelp grouper) is the source of this 2456-nucleotide messenger RNA. RefSeq names its product synovial sarcoma, X breakpoint 2 interacting protein a (gene ssx2ipa). NCBI's taxonomy places the organism in Eukaryota, Metazoa, Chordata, Actinopteri, Perciformes, Serranidae. The coding region runs from base 246 to 2045 and encodes 599 amino acids. The record is from RefSeq and is a predicted model, not a curated record. The transcript is spliced from 14 exons.
GCCUCCAAUAACAAAGACGUUUGGUGUGAAGCCGGCGGAGGAACAGACUUAUAAAAACAUCAUCAGCUGCAGCAGGAGCUGGUUUGGUUUACCUGCUGUCGGGGCAUCUCUGCUCCAACGCCUUCACAUUAUAAUAGGGCUCAGUUCCAGUGGGAGCCUCUGAUCCACCGCCUGACUGCUUAAUCCACCUCCCGGUUGGUAACUCAUGACCUCGCAUCCUUGUUUCCUGAUGUGGUGUUGGUGAUAUGGGAGAGUGGUGGAUGACUGUGCCAGCAGGGACAUCUAUGGGAAACUAUGAGAUCUCCAGCAUAUCGCAUGUGACAAUGUCCCCCUCGAGACAGAACAACCUUGUGUCGAUGUACUCGUCUUUGCCCCUGACCAAAAGCUCCUACAAUGUGAUAAGUGCCUUUUGCACUGAGGAUAAUAUCCCUCAGUGCAUUUCAUACAUCAAUCAGGAGCUCGACACACUAGGCCUCUCUUCCACAUGCAUUGAGGCCAGCUCACCAGGGGCACCCGGCCUGAGCCCAGUGCCCGCCCUGAAUGCCAUGUAUGAGCUAAUGCAGCUUCACAGACGCAACAUGUGCACUUUGGAGGAGCUGGAGAAAGAACAGCUGAAGAAGUCCAGCGCCUUGGACCACGUGCAGAUGAACAAUUCCAGACUCAAGGAUCAGUUGGAGCUGUCCAUACGGGAGAAAUCGGGUCUACAUGAGACGGAGAGACAGCUCCAACUCAAAAUUAAGACUUUGCAGAGCUGCUUAAAAACAGAAAAAGACGAGGUUCAGAAGCUCCAGAGUAUCAUUGCCAGCCGUGCCUCUCAGUACAGUCAUGAUGCCAAGAGAAAAGAGAGAGAAGCUGCGAAGCUCAAGGAACGCCUCAGCCAGCUGCUUGUUGACAGAAAGGAUAAGAAACUAGCUAUUGAUGUACUGAAUUGCCUGGGAAGGGCAGAUGGAAAAAGGAGCCACUGGAGGACCGCAAAAUCGACAGCCAGCCACGAGGGUGAGAUGUACAAGUCCUUGCUCAAUGACUACGAGGCGAGUCAGAGGGCCUUGAUGCUGGAGAACGCUGAGCUUAAGAAAGUCCUCCAGCAGAUGAAGAGGGAGAUGAUACAUAUCCUGAGUCCACGACCGCCAUCCACGAGAGGAGCCACUACUGAUGACAGCCAGGAGCAGGCUGAUUCAGAUGGGGAGGAGAAGGCAGGUGACUCAAGCAGGGAAACUCUGGAUCAAUCUUGUGAGCAUGCUCGGGAACAGCUCACCAACAGCAUCCGCCAGCAGUGGAGGAAACUGAGGAGCCAUAUGGAGAAGUUAGACAGCCAAGCCUCACAAGUGCAGAAUCAACUGGAGGCCAAUAAAGAGGUGAUACCAAGGGAGACCCACGAGGAUGAGAUGGAGAGGAUGAGGCGUGAAGUGCAGCAGUGCAAGGAGUUCAUUCAUGCACAGCAACAGCUCCUCCAGCAACAGCUCAACACAUCAUUUGAUGACGAGACGGCAGCUCUCCUUAAUGACUGCUACACACUGGAGGAGAAGGAGCGGCUCAAAGAGGAAUGGAAGCUCUUUGAGGAACAGAAGAGAAACUUCGAGAGGGAGAGAAAGAACUUCACAGAGGCUGCUAUUCGCCUGGGGCGAGAGAAAAAGGCCUUUGAGGAGGACCGUGCCUCUUGGCUCAAGAAUCAGUUUUUGAACAUGACUCCCUUUACUGACCGGAGGAGGUGUUCCUCGUCUGACGGUCAAAGUGCCUUAUCAAUCAGAAGUGAGCCAGAGAUGAGAAUGUCUUCCACGAAAGCUCAGCUGGCCAAGUCAUCAACCUACGCCACGUUCUCCACUCCUAAACCUACACAAAAUGCUGCUGUGCCAUCCACAAGCGAACUUUACCGGACACUCCGCCUGAUACCAGACAGCAGUUCCUCCAGACACUCAAAUCGAGGACGCUGGCAGGAGUCCAGCUCCAUUGAAGACGGAGAAAUUCGUGUCAAAUCAAAAAGCAGACUUCGAUGUGGAGACUUGAGUAUCUUCUCUCUGGGUGAAGAUGAGAACAGCCCCACUUGAAGAACUCCCCUUUUUGUGAUUUCACAGUGGACUAUAGCAUCGAUUCAUGGCUGAAUUGCAUCACCGCUUAUUGUUGUUAUGGACACACACACACGGAUCAUUCACCAAAGCCGAUCAAACAAGAAAGCACUUUAAUGAUUCUGCCAUUGAUCAUUUCUUUCCUUUCAGACAAAUCAACACUGACAACUCAGAUUUUAAGCUAUAUUUAAAGGAGGGUAUCUACCAAGUAGUGAUUUGAACACAUUUUUUUUAACAUGUGGUUUAUAUUGAAUGUUAAGAUUUAGUUUGACAUUAAUGUUUACAUAUUCUAGAUGUAUAAAUUAUGAUUUAAAUGGGAGCACAUAUUGACAUAAGAUUGAUACUGAUCUGCUCAGUUGGUGUAAAGGCACAAUAAAGAUAUUUUUAAUGAAA